This is a messenger RNA of Penaeus monodon (black tiger shrimp), 1828 nucleotides long. It is a transcript of the gene Dak1, whose product is annotated as UMP-CMP kinase-like. The record is from RefSeq and is a predicted model, not a curated record. The coding region runs from base 158 to 775 and encodes 205 amino acids. Lineage: Eukaryota; Metazoa; Arthropoda; Malacostraca; Decapoda; Penaeidae. Gene Ontology annotation, molecular function: ATP binding; UMP kinase activity. The transcript has 5 exons. Gene Ontology annotation, cellular component: nucleus; cytoplasm. Gene Ontology annotation, biological process: UDP biosynthetic process; 'de novo' pyrimidine nucleobase biosynthetic process; CDP biosynthetic process.
AGAGAAAAAGAGAAGGAUCCCCACCUAGUUGGCAACCCAGUUUACACAUGGAGAAAUAUCCUGCUUGGACUGAGUGAGGUCCUGUGACCAUUGCCUCUCUAGACAGACCACUUCCAAAACCACUGGGUAGGCAGUACAAGAAACCUUUUUUUGUUGUAUGUUUUUGAAUCGAAUUCUGCGUGGGGUCCAGUCGCUUAUCAUGGCCAGCAAGUACAACAUUGUGUUCGUUCUCGGAGGACCAGGAGCUGGAAAGGGGACCCAGUGCGCCAAAAUUGUUGAUAAAUUUGGUUAUAUUCACUUGUCUGCUGGUGAUCUGCUGAGGGAAGAGAGAGCCAAACCAGGCAGUGAGUAUGGAGAAUUAAUUGAAAACCACAUCAAGAAUGGCACAAUUGUGCCUGUCGAAAUUACCUGCUCCUUGUUAGAACGUGCCAUGAAGGAUUCAGGUAAAAUGGACUUCCUCAUUGAUGGAUUUCCCCGGAACCAAAAUAACCUUGAAGGCUGGAACAACCAGAUGGGAGAGAAGGUUAACCUGAAGUUUGUCCUUUUCUUCAAUUGUCCUCUUGAGGUGUGUACCCAGCGAUGCUUGGACAGGGGAGCCGCAGGGUCUGGCCGCUCAGAUGACAACCUGGAGUCCCUCAAGAAGCGCUUUGACACCUACAUGAAUGCCACGAUGCCCAUCAUUGAGCACUAUGAAGGGCAAGAUCUCGUACGUAAGAUUGAUGCCACUCGUUCACCUGACGAAGUAUUUGGAGAUGUUGAAAAGCUGUUCAGUUAAAUUAGUCAGGUCUGAGGAAGAAGGUAGGUUGGCUCAGCAAAGAACCAAAAACCAUCUGGUUAAUUUAAAUGUUUUAUCAUGAAAGGGUUAGUGGACAGCCAGAUACCAUGAGAUUGGCAUUUUGAGUGGUAUUUUGGUAAAAGAUCUCAUCAUGAACAAAUUAUACCAAAAGACAAAGUAUAUGAGUUUGAGAUUAUAUAAACAUCAUUAUCCUAUGGCUAGUUUACCAUUUGCAAGUAUGUCUUGUAUUUUUAUCUCACUGUAGAGUUCAUUAAAUAUAUUAAUUGCUGAUAUCAUGCUUUUUGCUUCUUUUCUGUUGCAAAAUGGUAUGACCGUGAUAUUGAAUUGAUAUUUCUUUUUUAAUAUUAAGAAUAUCAAUUUCACCAGAUUUUAAUCAAUAUUUUUGGUUUUGUUCAGUUUCAUCAAAUUUAAACAUUGAAUAUGGCUUUGUACUCAAAUAGAUUAUAUUAUUGUUAGAUCAUACUUGACUUUUGUAAAAUGGUGCUUUGCCAUUAUUAUUUAUGACAUGUUUUCACUGCAUUAGGUAAUUAGUAUUAUAUAUAUAUAUCAUUAUAAUUCCUGGCUAAACCACUCGUAUGUUUUUGACAAGGAAAACUAUAUUGCCUUGGUGUAUUUGUAAGUGUCCAUGUAAUACUAGCUUUUUUUGUAGUUAUUUAUUUUGUGGAAGGUUACCAUAUAUAGAAUGUAAAAGAUGUUCAGACACUAGUAUAGGUUUUAUUUUCAUGAAAACACCUGUUUCUCUAGAUAGCUAUAUUAUUCAAGCAGAAGAGUCUUGCAUAAAAGUGAGAAGAGAUUUCAGCCCCAGAUAUGGAAUAUAUUAACUGUUCUGAAGCAAGUAUAAGGUAAUGAAUAUUAGAGAAGAAAUAAUGAGGAGAAUCAGUAGUAUAUAUAAUGUUAGCCAGUAGACUUAGAUGCAUUUCAAGAGGAGGUCAGUACUUUUCCUCCACCCUUCAGUCACUGAAAACUAGAUUGCCAAUUUUUGUUUCAAAUUCCAUGAUGACAGCAAUAAAUGGUUCAAUAAUGUAUAAAUAA